AUGACAGGCGCUAUCGACCUGAUAUGGACAGUCUACUCCGUCGUCUUCCCAAAGGCCGUGAAGGAUGAAAACGAUACACCCAUAAAUUUCUCGAAGAAAGCCACUUCCGAAGCCCUAGCAGACGAAGUUCAAAGCCGAAUGUGCGCCAAUAAUUUUCAGAAGAGAUCGAUUAAAACAAAUCGCAAAAUGGUGACGGCAGAUGAGGGAGGUUUUCACUGUACGCAU
This is a messenger RNA of Opisthorchis viverrini, 225 nucleotides long. RefSeq lists its product as hypothetical. The annotation marks the transcript as partial. Lineage: Eukaryota; Metazoa; Platyhelminthes; Trematoda; Opisthorchiida; Opisthorchiidae. The record is from RefSeq and is a predicted model, not a curated record. The transcript is spliced from 2 exons.